Molecule: messenger RNA, 762 nt
Organism: Podospora pseudocomata
Lineage: Eukaryota; Fungi; Ascomycota; Sordariomycetes; Sordariales; Podosporaceae
Exons: 2
Coding region: 1-762 (253 amino acids)
Biological process (GO): methionyl-tRNA aminoacylation
Cellular component (GO): cytosol; aminoacyl-tRNA synthetase multienzyme complex
Molecular function (GO): ATP binding; methionine-tRNA ligase activity
Source: RefSeq, a predicted model, not a curated record
AUGGCAGCACACCUACCACCCAGGGAACCUGUCCUCCCAGACCCCGGGAAACGAAACAUUCUCAUUACCAGCGCCCUUCCAUACGUCAACAAUGUGCCGCACCUUGGCAACAUCAUCGGGUCAGUCCUUUCAGCCAACACGUUUGCGCGGUACAGCAGAGCGCGCGGCUUCAACUCACUUUACAUUGGUGUCUACAAGUGGUUCAACAUCAGCUUCGACAUCUUUGGUCGCACCACAACACCGCUGCAAACGGAAAUCACCCAAGAUAUCUUCCUGAAGCUCAAGGACAAUGGGUCUCUCGAGGAACGCAUGACAACCCAGCUCUACUGUGAGCAGCACCAUUCGUUUCUCGCUGAUCGCUUCGUCGAAGGCGAGUGUCCUGAUUGUGGCUAUGUCGAUGCUCGUGGAGACCAGUGCGACCUAUGCGGUAAACUUCUCAAAUCCCUGGAGCUUAUUCGCCCGCGCUGCAAGGUGGACGGUUCUGUACCGGUUACCAAAGAGACCAAGCAUAUCUUCUUGGAGCUGGAUAAGCUCCAGCCAGAGGUGGAGGCUUUCUUCCAGGAGUCAGCUGCUAAAGGCGCGUGGUCCAGCAAUAGAACAUCAAUCACAGCAGCGUGGCUCAAGGAAGGACUACAGCCGCGAAGCAUUACGAGGGACCUCAAAUGGGGCACUCCGGUGCCCACGAGUUUGGAAGGCUAUGAAGAGAAGGUUAUCUACUCGUGGUUUGAUGCUUGGCAAGUUGAAAUCCUGUUCCGCUGUUGA